AUGUUUGUGAUUCUGGCCGUAGCGGCCAUUGUGAUCGCGGCAAUAUUUAUCAGAUUAUAUGAAAAAAAUAAGAAUGCAUUUUGCAAAUCCCAGAAGCGCCUGAACGGCAAAACUGCUCUUGUCACGGGCGGAACAGACGGCAUGGGCCUCCAGAUAGCCAUCGAAUUUGCCAAGAGGGGCGCCAGGGUCAUCGUCGCCUGUCCGUUUCCCAAAGAAGGAGCUGAAGCCCUGAAGAUCAUUGUCGAAGAGAGCGGCAACAAGAAUGUCGAGUUCAAACACCUCGAUCUUGCUUGUUUGAAAUCAGUGAGACAGUUCACAUCAGAUAUUCUAAAGAACGAAUCGCGUCUCGACAUUUUAAUAAACAACGCCGGAACAGCUGCGAGGGGGGAGUGCAAAACGGAGGAUGGAAUGAACUACGUAAUGCAGGUGAACUACUUCGGACAGUUCCUGCUGACCAUUCUGCUGCUACCGCUUUUAAUGAAGACCGGAACGCAACAGGAACCGAGUAGGAUAGUGAACACAGGAUCGAUCUUACAUCACGUAGGACAUAUCGACGUUCACAACUUGAACGGAAUAUCGGCAACAAACAAUUGGCUGUUAGUUCAAGUAUACGCCAACAGCAAAAUAGCUUUACUAUCAUUCAACUUCGAGUUAGCUAGGAGGCUGAGGGCCACUAACGUGGUGGUGAAUGCAGUUGAUCCUGGAGCUGUGGGAACGAACAUUUUCUUCGGAAUCAACUCAUUAGUGGGAACCGUGGUGAAGUUCUGCUUCCAAAGCAUGUACAAGACGCCAUGGGAAGGUGCGCAGACUGCAAUCCACGUGGCCUUGGAUGACGGCGCUGGCAAGUUGAGCGGAGGCUACUUCGCCAACUGCAACCCGACCGCUGCAAGUGGGCGUGCUUAUGACGAGGUUUCUGCGCGGCUAUUGUGGGAAGAAUCUUCCAAGCUGGUGGGCUUGACUGAAGAAGAAUUUCGGGCUCUGGAAGGCGCAGUUUUAGAGCACCGUAUG
Iphiclides podalirius (scarce swallowtail) is the source of this 1008-nucleotide messenger RNA. The record is from the annotation of a GenBank genome assembly. NCBI's taxonomy places the organism in Eukaryota, Metazoa, Arthropoda, Insecta, Lepidoptera, Papilionidae.